This is a messenger RNA of Carica papaya (papaya), 1491 nucleotides long. RefSeq names its product 1-aminocyclopropane-1-carboxylate synthase 9-like. Gene Ontology annotation, molecular function: 1-aminocyclopropane-1-carboxylate synthase activity; pyridoxal phosphate binding; transaminase activity. Gene Ontology annotation, biological process: biosynthetic process; amino acid metabolic process. NCBI's taxonomy places the organism in Eukaryota, Viridiplantae, Streptophyta, Magnoliopsida, Brassicales, Caricaceae. The record is from RefSeq and is a predicted model, not a curated record.
UCCAUCAUUUCCUCAGCUUCCAAACAAAAUACCCGCUAUCUUCUAGCUUCCUCUUGAAUCGGUAUCACCACAAACAGGUUGCACGACAAAAUGAGGACGCUGUCCAGAAAAGUUACUUUGAAUACUCAUGGCCAAGAUUCUUCUUAUUUUCUGGGUUGGCAAGAGUAUGAAAACAAUCCUUAUGAUGAGAUCAAGAACCCAACUGGGAUUAUUCAGAUGGGUCUUGCAGAGAAUCAGCUCUCGUUUGAUUUGCUUGAGUCAUGGUUGGCGAAAAACCCUGACGCAGCCGCGUUCAAGAGAGACGGGCAAUCCAUUUUCAGAGAACUUGCUCUGUUUCAGGAUUAUCACGGCCUCCCCGCAUUCAAGAAAGCAUUGGUUGAUUUCAUGGCGGAAAUCAGAGGAAACAAAGUAACUUUUGAUCCAAACAACAUUGUCCUCACCGCCGGAGCUACCUCGGCCAACGAGACUCUUAUGUUCUGUCUCGCCGAACCUGGCGACGCCUUCCUUCUUCCCACACCCUACUAUCCGGGAUUCGAUAGAGAUCUCAAAUGGAGGACCGGAGUAGAGAUUGUGCCAAUUCAUUGUACAAGCUCUAAUGGCUUCCAAAUCACUGCAUCGGCUCUGGAAGAAGCUUAUCAAGAAGCCCAUGAACGUGGGUUGAUAGUUAAAGGUGUUUUAGUCACCAACCCGUCAAACCCACUCGGCACCGCAAUGACCCGAAACGAGCUGAACCUUCUCGUCAACUUUAUCACCUUAAAAGGAAUUCACUUAAUCAGCGACGAAAUAUAUUCAGGCACAGUUUUUAGCUCUCCAGGAUUCGUGAGCGUCAUGGAGAUUUUAAAAGAAAGGAAAUGCGAGGACACCGAGGUCUGGAACCACGUUCAUGUCGUUUACAGCCUCUCCAAAGAUCUAGGCCUGCCUGGUUUUCGCGUUGGAGCCAUUUACUCCAACGAUGACAUGGUUGUUGCAGCCGCAACAAAAAUGUCCAGCUUCGGCCUGGUUUCUUCCCAAACUCAGUAUCUCCUCUCCGCCAUGCUCUCCGACAAGAAGUUCACUAAGAACUAUAUUCAAGAAAACCAAAAGAGACUAAGACAGAGACAGAAAAAACUCGUCGCCGGCCUCGAAAAUGCCGGGAUCACCUGCUUAAAAAGCAAUGCAGGUUUGUUCUGCUGGGUUGACAUGAGGCAUCUUCUCACGUCCAACACUUUUGAAGCUGAAAUGGAGCUGUGGAAGAAGAUUGUUUACGACGUCCGCCUCAACAUCUCCCCCGGCUCCUCCUGCCAUUGUUCAGAACCAGGCUGGUUCCGAGUCUGCUUCGCUAACAUGUCGGAGGACACCUUAAAACUCUCCAUGAAAAGACUCAAAGGAUUCGUAGACUCCAUUAAUGGCCGCACACAGAGUCAUCAAGCUCUCAAGAGCUUGCGGAAGAAGACGAUCACCAAGUGGGUUUUCCGACUAUCGUUUCAGGACCGCGAGCCCGAAGAACGAUAG